CACGCUGCGGCGAAGCGUGCUAUCGUAUAAACUCAUCAGCUAGCCGAAGUCUUCGCAAACCCUGGGUAUAUUGAACCGAGCAUAUCGUUUCCCACUCGUCUCUCUCCACUGACAACGAUGGCGACGAAGGACUUCAGCCACGGAGUGCAGUACACGCCUACAAACGUCGCCGACGUCGGGCUCGGUACGCUCAAGGUCGAGGAGCUGAAGGAGAAGGGAAUUUCCUACGUGCGCGUCCAAUGGGUCGACUUCACGAACAUCGUGCGCAUGCGCGUCGUCCCGCUCGCGUACUUCCUCAAGGUGCUCGAGUCGAAGCGUCCAGGCUUUGGCGUGGCGAAGGCGACGUUUGGGCUCGUCCACCUCAAUAUGGCGCCCGGGACGCCUGCAGCGGGCGAGUACCUACUCGUACCUGAUCUAUCGACGAUUAGGCUCUGCCCUUAUGCUCCUGGACAUGUCUCUGUGCUGAGCUGGAUCGAGGAGAAGGCCCCGCCGCCCGGCUCCGAUAGCGUGGAACUCGACCUCUGCCCACGUACGAUACUCAAGCGCGUCCUCGAAGGUGCCAAGGAGUCAGAGGCCGAGUUUUUGGUCGGCGUAGAGCACGAGUUCGUGCUGCUGAAGAGCGUAGACCCUGUCGAACCCAUCAACUACGGCGACUGGACGACGACCGGUGGGCUGCCAAGCGGCAGCGUCGAGGCGACCGUGCUCCAGGAGAUCGCCGACUCCGUGCAGGCCUCUGGCAUUGAGCUGCAGCUGUACCACGUCGAAGCUGCCCCAGGACAGUUUGAGGUGGUCACAGGCCCUCUCCCCCCUCUCGAGGCAGCGGAUGCCGUCGUGCACACGCGCGAGAUCAUCACUCAGACAGCCGCCAAACACGGCUUGCGCGCCACCUUCACGCCGCGCCCCUUCAUGACCUCCGCGGGCAGCGCUGCGCACAUCCACAUCUCCGUGCACUCGCCCAAGGACCAGCAGAAGGUCAUCGGCCAGCUCUCGCCUUACGAAUCGUCCUUCCUCGCCGGCGUGCUCGCCCACCUGCCUGCGAUCCCCGCCCUUACGCUACCGACGCCCGCCUCGUACAAGCGCAUGUUCGAUGGCGCGUGGUCGGGUGGGACGUACGUUUCCUGGGGCACGGAGAACCGAGAGUGCCCUAUUCGUCUGGCAAACGCCGACUCACUGACGUCUCGCCGGUUUGAGUUGCGCUGCUCGGAUGCGACGGCGAACCCGCACCUUGCGCUUGCGGCCAUCGUGGCCGCGGGUUUGUCUGGCCUGAAGGGCAUGCAGCCGCUGACGUUGAAGAACGUGGAAAGCCCGCUCACGCCCGCAACGAUGGACGAGGAGCAGCGCAAGGCGUAUGGCAUCACCCAGCGGCUGCCGCUCGACAUCGCGCAGGCGAGGCAGAAGCUACAGAAUGACGAGCUGUUCGUCAAGCUGUUUGGAACCGAUUUCUUGGAGAAGUACUUGUCGGUCAACAAUAUGCUCGGCGAUAUCCUGACCCAAGAUAAAGACGAGGCAAAGGCGUUGACGCGACUGGUCAAAUUCUACUGAAGGCUGGUGAAAGAUGACAUGUAUACCGUUUAGUGUAUCUAUCUGUAUCUAAACCUGUAUAGUGCAAAGUGUAGACAAAUCGAAGAGGUUCUUGAAGUCCGAUAAA
Schizophyllum commune H4-8 is the source of this 1648-nucleotide messenger RNA. RefSeq lists its product as uncharacterized. The record is from RefSeq and is a predicted model, not a curated record. Bases 118 to 1542 code for a protein of 474 amino acids. The transcript is spliced from 4 exons. Lineage: Eukaryota; Fungi; Basidiomycota; Agaricomycetes; Agaricales; Schizophyllaceae. Gene Ontology annotation, molecular function: glutamine synthetase activity.